Neospora caninum is the source of this 777-nucleotide messenger RNA. RefSeq lists its product as hypothetical. The coding region runs from base 1 to 777 and encodes 258 amino acids. The record is from RefSeq and is a predicted model, not a curated record. The transcript has 2 exons. Lineage: Eukaryota; Apicomplexa; Conoidasida; Eucoccidiorida; Sarcocystidae.
AUGAUGUGUACCCUCGCUCCCAAACAGCCUUACGGUCCCGCAUCAUUUUUCCCGUACGACGUGGAAGAGCGUCUGCAGACCGAGUCUCCUGGUGCACCAACAGUUUAUAUGCCGUCGCCGAUAUCAGGAAACGUGUUGCCUCCACGGGGUUCCCCCGAGACCAUCGAUGCGAGCACUAAGAACCAGGUUCCAAGGAUCUUCCCAGCAUUGUGUAGUGACCAAGAUCCCCCCGCGUCGACGAGUGUGGCAGCUCCCCGAAGCCAGCUCCUCUCCCAACUAGCGCGCAUCUGUGGACUCGUUGCCGGUUCGGUGACGAUUGCCACUGGAGUUUCGAGGAUUCUCAAGGCCGCACCAUCGCUGCAGUGGCCCGAGGAGAACUUGCUGGACGAGGUGAACGACGAGUUAUGGCGUCGUAAACUGUUUCUUCUUAAUCCGGGAGAAAUUCUUGACUUGUGGGCGCCUCUAGUUUUCGGUGCUCUAUCUUUCCUCACGCAUUUCCGCUUAUUUGAGAUUACGACAAUAACAUGUAAUUUCAGCCGUUACUCUUUGUGGAACUUGGCUCAAGCUCUAUACGCCAACUUCGGAUAUAGCGGCGUGCUCGGCCUUGUUGGAGGGGCUCUGUCUACGUGCACGAGCUGUCUUAGCUUGAUAUCUGCCGUAUGCCUCAUGGAUAGCCAGGCAAGCCUUCGGCUUGAAAUUGGGUUGCUGCCACUGCCAAGAACCUCGAGGGCACUGAAGUCAGACCACAACCUUGAAGCAGUUCAAGUGGGGCCAUAG